GACCGACCACACGAUUUUUCGUCUAGUAAUUUCGUUGUUUCGUUCGAUAAUACGUCCUUCGAAGAUCAAUCGAGGUUCGAGUUCCUCGCGAGAACAAGUAUCUUUCCUUUGUUCCGCGGAAGGUAAAGAUUCUUUGUCCGUCAAGAUGCUCACUUGCUCGCGUGAGAACCGACUCGUAGACGAUGGAGAGAACCACGUGUGCCAACUGAAGCUUCCCGAAAAUAGUCUAUACGAGGAUGAGACCCAGGUGCACGAUGAAGCCGUUAGAUACAGAGAUGGAUCUGUGCGACUUCGAAAUCCAAACAUCGAGCUCAUGGAUCAAGACAUACUGUAUCAUCUCGCUCUAGGUAGCGGUUCCCACGAUCUCGUGGAGAUGUUCGGUGACGUCAAGUUCGUGUGCAUGGGUGGAACACCAAAACGCAUGGAGCAAUUCGCUAAUUACAUAAUGAAGGAAAUAGGUCACAAGCUUCCAGCUGGAACGACGCUACUCGACAUUAGCCAGUAUUCGUACCGGUACUCCAUGUAUAAGGUUGGACCGGUGCUUUCCAUUAGUCAUGGAAUGGGCAUUCCAUCGGUUGGAAUUCUCCUCCACGAGAUCAUCAAAUUGAUGUACCACGCGAAGGUGAAGGAUCCAGUAUUCUUUAGGAUCGGGACUUGCGGUGGAAUCGGCCUUGAAGGCGGUACAGUCGUAAUUUCCGAGGAAGCAGUCGAUGGAAUGCUGAAACCAUACUUGGAACUGCCUGUGCUCGGUAAACUGUUAAGAAGACCUGCAAAGCUUGAUCGGCAGUUAGCUCGCGACUUGAAGGCUCUGGCGCACCGAGAUGAUCCUUACGACACUGUGAUCGGUAAAACCAUGUGCACUUAUGACUUCUACGAAGGACAAGGCCGGCUGGACGGCGCGUUUUGCGAGUUUUCAGAAAACGACCGAAUGGAGUAUUUGGAGAAACUGCACAAGUCUGGAGUAAUAAAUAUAGAGAUGGAAAGUCUCUCGUUUGCGGCUCUCACGCAUCAUGCUGGCAUCAAGUCAGCUGUUGUCUGCGUGACGCUGCUGGACCGAUUUAGGGGCGAUCAGGUGCUGGCACCAAAGGAAGUCCUGGAUGAGUGGCAAAUGAGACCACAACAGUUGAUCGCUCGUUACAUAACCAGAUACCUUCAACGAAAAGGCCGCCUCUCCCUCGAAGGCCAUGGAUCGAUGUGUGUCAAGAGUCCACGUCGGUUCAAGCUGGUGCAACAGGAAUCGGAGAACUACGAUUAAAUUUACGAUACUCCGAAUACAGAAUCGCAAGGAAGCCCCCUACGAGUCUUGAUAGCGAAAGAAUGUGCGCUGUGCGUCAGAAUACGACGAAAUCCUAUUUACGGAUUUGUAUCGAUGAUUAGCUCACGAAACGGACCUCAUUUUAUUUGUUUAUUUACAUUGUAGUCACGUGAAUUAUAUCGUGAUUAGUCCUGAUGGUUAUAUGUUUCAAAAAGACUUAGGUAUCCUUACUAUUGCAAAUAUUUAAUCGCGUUCUACUCGUUAGAAGUUAAGGCACACGUAUGCAUUUAUGGUACCACGGACAAGUGUUUUGAAAUCAGUUGCACAAGGUAAAGUAAGAAAGAAGUUUUAUUAUUUUUUUUUUCCUCGGAAAAUGAUUGUUAUUUCGCAUAUAUGUAAAGAGUAAUUCUUUUCAAAGAGGCUACAAACAUUUAAUUUAAUUUAUCAUAUAACUUAUAAGCGUGUUAAAGCAUAAUGCUUGCUUCAUAUAUGUACAGUAAUAUAUUUAAUUUGGAAUAUAAUAUUAAAGUCUUAAGUGUAAUUUCGGUAUAUCUCAGAAAAUGAUUUCCAAUUAUUUAUUCGUUUGCUUUUGUAUAAUUUUGUUUCUAUAAAUUCUCGAGACUAUGUACCUAUGUGUCAUUAUAGUAUUUAUAAUAUCGAAGUUCCUCUUAUGUUUUAUAAUUAUUGCGAAAAGAAGCUCAAAGGAUUACAAACUUCACCCGUUUUAUCAUUACAAUGUGGUGAUCCAAGUACAAACCGGGCAACAUAUUUAAAAAUGCGACUAUCAGAGUGAGAUACAUUUUAAACGACCAUACUUGGCCACAUAUCUAUUACCCGUGUAUUUCUGGAAUAUCUUAUUUUAAACAGUAAUUGCAGUUAUAUACGAAGCGUUCGUAUAUUCUUCGACCAAAAACGACCGUCAUUAUCUAAAAAAUGAGAAUGUCAUGAAAUUCUCAAUAACUUUGUAUGCGAAGCGUUUUACAAUGGAUCUAUAAAUAAUCGAUCGUAGACCCGAGUUGCUCGCAAAUUGUAUUAAUUUUGUGAAACCAAGUACCGUUGAACUUCGUUUCAGGAAUGUAUGAAACUUAAUCGAUAAUAUUAAAAUUCUAUGUAUUGGUAGAGCUAAGUAGCCGAGUAGCACAUUCCAAGUAGUUUAAGUAAUAGCGUAUGCUUUUGUUUAGCCUUCGUUUAUGGUGUGAUUGGGAUUCGUGUACAUGUAUAACACGUAUAUUGCAACAAUCGUACGAAAUGCAUCUCAUAUCUAAAACCGAGAUUGGAUUACGAAUUUGCAAAGAAAAUAAUGAUGCGGCUA
This is a messenger RNA of Hylaeus anthracinus, 2567 nucleotides long. RefSeq names its product uridine phosphorylase 1. Gene Ontology annotation, cellular component: cytoplasm; cytosol. The record is from RefSeq and is a predicted model, not a curated record. Gene Ontology annotation, biological process: uridine catabolic process; nucleotide catabolic process. The coding region runs from base 146 to 1255 and encodes 369 amino acids. Gene Ontology annotation, molecular function: uridine phosphorylase activity. Lineage: Eukaryota; Metazoa; Arthropoda; Insecta; Hymenoptera; Colletidae. The transcript is spliced from 6 exons.